Messenger RNA from Drosophila takahashii, 1917 nucleotides. Its product is annotated as glucose dehydrogenase [FAD, quinone]. The record is from RefSeq and is a predicted model, not a curated record. Lineage: Eukaryota; Metazoa; Arthropoda; Insecta; Diptera; Drosophilidae. Gene Ontology annotation, molecular function: flavin adenine dinucleotide binding; oxidoreductase activity, acting on CH-OH group of donors.
UGAUGGCUAGCAAAUCGCUUAUAUUUCUGGGCAUCUGCCUGGCUUUCUUGGACCUACGAGUCUCUGUAGCUCAGCAGAGCAACAAUGUCCUCUUCGAGACGAUCAACUUCCUGCGACGCGGCCAGGCGGAUGUGGAGUUGGAAAACUACGAUAAUAAUCUAGUGCUGGAUAGCGAGUACGAUUUCAUAGUGGUUGGAGCCGGAACAGCGGGUUGUGCCUUGGCCGCCCGCCUCUCGGAGAAUCCCAAGUGGCGGGUUCUCCUCCUGGAGGCCGGUGGUCCCGAGAGACUCGUCAUGGAUGUGCCCAUAGUGGCGCACUUCCUGCAGCUGGGCGAGAUGAACUGGAAGUACAGGACGCAGCCCUCGGAUCACGCCUGCCUGGCGAUGAACAACAAUCGCUGCAAUUGGCCGCGUGGCAAAGUGAUGGGCGGCAGUUCGGUGCUGAACUACAUGAUGUACACCCGUGGCAAUCGCAGGGAUUACGAUCGCUGGGAGUCGCUGGGAAAUCCAGGAUGGAGCUUCAAGGACGUACUGCCGUAUUUCAAGAAGUACGAGGGCAGCUCGGUGCCCGAUGCCGAGGAGGAUUACGUCGGACGCAACGGGCCGGUGAAGGUGAGCUAUGUCAACUGGCGCUCCAAGAUCGCCGAGGCCUUUGUGGAUGCCGCCCAGCAGGAUGGACUGAAGUACCGGGACUACAAUGGCAGGAUUCAGAAUGGCGUAGCCUUUCUGCACACCACCACCAGGAAUUCGACGCGCUGGAGCUCCAAUAGGGCUUAUCUGUAUCCACUGAAGGGCAAGCGCAGCAAUCUGCAUGUGAAGAAGAACGCCCUGGUGACCAAAGUGCUCAUUGAUCCGCAAACGAAGACGGCCUAUGGUAUUAUGGUUCAGACGGAGGGUCGCAUGCAGAAGAUUUUGGCAAGGAAAGAGGUGAUUGUCUCGGCGGGAGCCAUCAAUACGCCGCAAUUGCUGAUGCUAUCGGGUGUGGGACCGGCGAAGCAUCUGCGCGAGGUGGGCAUCAAACCCCUGGCUGAUCUGGCCGUGGGUUACAACCUACAGGAUCACACGGCACCGGCGGUUACCUUCACGACCAAUGCCACAUCGCUGAAGUUCGAGGACUUUUCGGAUCCCACGCUCAUCAAUCGAUUUAAUAGGAUGGAGGGACCGUAUGGUUCGCCCGGCGGCUGCGAGGCCAUCGCCUUCUGGGAUCUGGAUCACGAGCGGGAUGAGGAUGGCUGGCCAGAUAUUGAGCUCUUCCUGGUGGGCGGCUCCAUGUCCUCCAAUCCGGCCAUCUCGCGUGCCUUCGGCCUGAAGAAAUCCAUCUACGACACGCUCUUUGCCGAAAUCGAGGACAAAUCGCUGAAUGCCUUCAUGAUCUUCCCCAUGAUCCUGCGGCCCAAGAGCCGUGGUCGCAUCAUGCUGAAGAGCAGCGAUCCCUUCAAGUAUCCCCUCAUCCAUGCGAAUUACUUUGCCCAUCCCUACGACGUGGACAUCUCGGUCAGGGGUCUCCUGAAGGCCAUCAGCCUGAUGGAUCAGCGGGGCAUGCAGGCGAUCAAUGCCCAGUUGUGGGAGAAGAAGAUACCCACCUGCAAGCAGCAUGCUUAUAAGAGUUGGGCCUACUGGGCCUGCUAUGUGAGGCACUUCACCUUCACAAUCUACCAUUACUCGGGCACCGCCAAGAUGGGUCCCAAAUCGGAUCGGGCUGCGGUGGUGGAUCAUCGCCUGCGGGUGCAUGGAAUCAAGAAUCUGCGGGUGGCCGAUGCCAGCAUCAUGCCCGAGAUCAUGUCCGGACAUCCCAACGGACCCGUCUUCAUGAUCGCCGAGAAGGCGGCCGAUAUGAUCAAGCAGGAUCAUGGCUUCAUCCAGUGAUCUAUGAUGUGUGAUCAAUGAUCUAUGAUCUAUAUGAUCUAUGAUUUAUAUG